AUGGUUGCAGGAUACAAAUACGACAUUAUGGCUAUGAAGAUUCUCACGAAAGAAGAAACAGCUCGAGCUCAUGCUAAACGAGCCAUCGACGAAAAGAAAAAGUUACUCGAAAGUGAUGGACAAGAUCCAUUGAUAACGGCACAAAUGAUCCAUAUCAUUGAAGAACGGGCAUUGAAUAUGGUCAAACGUGCUCAACAAAUUCAUCAACGACAAAUCGACUCUUUUUUCGUCGACGCUCCGACGGUAGUUAUCAACGACCUUCCUGCUGUCGUCAACACUGUCGGAGCCAACUUCUAAAUACCAAUAUUGUUGCUUCAUCACCAUUUAUUGAAGCCGAUUUACAUUUAUCACCACUGAAAAUGUCUCUACUAUUCAACGGCUUGAAAUAUGUCACACCUUGUCAAAGUCGCUUCAAUAACCAACCAAUGUGUGAUUUCAUCGAUGCCCAAUUCAAAACAUUGUUCACGACUAUCAGAGAUUGGCUGAACGAUAAUCAUACAUCCGCAUCAGAUCAUCGAGCAGGCUUAGCAUUUGCGGAACUGAAAACGAUUCUUCAUCGGCUGUACUUAUCACGGUUACCUCGAAACCUAGCGAAGCGUGCUCGAAAAGAAUACAAAACGAUGAACAUAUUCAAUAUCAAUUGCGUAAGAAUCCACAUGUUUUAACCCUUUCGCUACGACUUUAAUUUUUCAGAUACAAUUUUACACAAAACGUUUCAAAUAUUGAAACACAUGUUUAUUUAUUCUUAAAAGUUUUGUAGAGUAUGAAAAUCUUUGAAACAAUCAACAAGACAUAAACCUACAUCACACUCUGUGCACUGAUAACGUGAGAGUACAUCUUUUCUUUUCGGACGUCUGACAGUGUUGCUGCAGACGACACAUUUUCUCCUAGGUGCUGACUGUGUGUCUGUGGCUGGAAUCGGCG
Messenger RNA from Didymodactylos carnosus, 924 nucleotides. Lineage: Eukaryota; Metazoa; Rotifera; Eurotatoria; Philodinida; Philodinidae. The record is from the annotation of a GenBank genome assembly.